UUUUAUUUCAACAAGAAUUUGUUCAUUUAUAAAUUAUUGACUAAAGUGGCUUCUAUUUUAUGGAAAUAAAUAUGAAAUUAAUGAUCUGGAUAUUUUUGAUAUUUGUGACAACAGUUUUCUCACAGAUUAGGGAAGAAGUUGGUUCGAACGAUGAUAAUAGAAAUUUUAAAAAGGAUGAAAGUAAAAGACGUACGUUAGAUGAGAGUGACAAUAGUGAGGACGAAUCCAGAUGGAAUAGAAGGAAUAGUAUGGAGGAUGGUUUAGAGACAGCUAUUGGGUCAGGACGUUUCAAAUAUAAAUAUAAACGCAUGAAAGCUAAAGGUAUCGAUGCAAAAGGGAAAUUUCGAUCACGUGGAGUUAGAGGUUAUGGUAUGAUCUCGUCAGAAUCCUCACAAUUUCUAAUUGAAGAGAAUUUGGAUAAAUAUGGUCGAGCGAAACCUAUUAAAUCAAAAUUCAAAACUUAUGGAAAAAAGAAAAAAUAUUCCAAAAAGAUCGUUGAUGACCAAUUUGAUACUAAAGGUAAUUUAAUUGAAGAACGUAAAUAUAAACACACUGGUAAUUAUCAAGCGAAUGGUACUCAUCUUUACAUCGAUUUACAAACACAAAAAGAGAGAGAUGAAAAAUGGAGAUUAGCAACGAAUAAUAAUGAACGGCAAGAUAACAGCUCAAGUGAAAAAGUAGUUGGUCACAAAAAUAGUCAUGAAGAAACAAAAAUUGUCCGCAAUUAAGUAGAUUCAUCUGGAGGUAAUUAAAAGUUUUCUUCAAGGAAUUAAAUCAUAUCGAAUUGAAUAGUUUUAUCUAUAAUAAUAUCCCAACUACUAUUUUCUUAUCUUCAUUAAUCCUACUUCACUUUCUAACAAUCAUAACCAAUUUAAAAUGAUCAUUGUAAAUUUUAAACAAAAAUCUACAUGUAAAUCUUGUAAUAUGAACAAUAAACUAUACACUACUGUUAACACCA
Messenger RNA from Schistosoma bovis, 958 nucleotides. The record is from the annotation of a GenBank genome assembly. Lineage: Eukaryota; Metazoa; Platyhelminthes; Trematoda; Strigeidida; Schistosomatidae.